AUGAAACUGGUUCUGUAUUACAUGAUAGUGUUGGGGUCCAGCUAUGUGAUUUCAACUUACGGGCCCCAUCAGAGAGCACAGAUGACUGGUGAUAUUUUGCUUGGAGGUCUCUUCCCCAUACACUUUGGAGUUGCAUCCAAAGACCAAGACCUCGCAGCCAGGCCUGAAUCCACACAGUGCGUCAGAUUCAAUUUCCGCGGUUUCCGUUGGCUCCAGGCCAUGAUUUUUGCAAUUGAUGAGAUAAACAACAGCAGUACUCUCCUGCCCAACAUCACCCUGGGGUACAGGAUCUUUGACACAUGCAACACAGUGUCAAAAGCCCUGGAAGCUACGCUUAGUUUUGUGGCCCAAAAUAAGAUCGACUCCUUGAAUUUAGAUGAAUUUUGUAACUGUACUGAUCACAUCCCAGCUACCAUCGCAGUAGUAGGAGCAGCUGGAUCUGCAGUCUCCACAGCAGUCGCAAACCUACUGGGUCUUUUUUAUAUUCCUCAGAUCAGCUAUGCCUCCUCUAGUCGCCUCCUGAGCAACAAGAAUCAGUACAAGUCCUUCAUGAGAACCAUUCCUACAGAUGAGUACCAGGCCACAGCCAUGGCAGACAUCAUCGAGUACUUCCAGUGGAACUGGGUCAUCGCUGUGGCCUCAGAUGACGACUAUGGACGUCCAGGAAUUGAAAAGUUUGAGAAGGAGAUGGAGGAGAGAGACAUCUGCAUUCAUUUGAAUGAGCUUAUUUCUCAGUACUUUGAGGAUCAUGAAAUCCAAGCACUGGCUGACAGGAUCGAGAACUCCACAGCUAAAGUCAUUGUUGUGUUUGCCAGCGGUCCAGAUAUCGAGCCUUUGAUCAAAGAGAUGGUGAGAAGAAACAUCACAGAUCGUAUCUGGUUAGCCAGUGAAGCUUGGGCUAGCUCCUCUCUUAUUGCUAAACCCGAGUAUCUUGAUGUUGUGGCAGGGACGAUUGGCUUUGCCCUAAAGGCAGGGCAUAUUACAGGCUUUAGAGAGUUCCUACAGCAAGUCCAACCAAGGAAAGACAGUCACAAUGAAUUUGUCAGGGAGUUUUGGGAAGAAACCUUCAACUGUUAUCUGGAGGACAGUCCGAGACAGCAGGAAAGUGAGAAUGGAAGCACUAGUUUCAGGCCUUUGUGUACUGGCGAGGAAGACAUCUCAAGUGUUGAGACCCCGUACCUGGACUACACACACCUUCGCAUCUCCUAUAAUGUGUAUGUCGCAGUUCAUUCCAUUGCACAGGCCCUGCAGGACAUAUUCACCUGCACACCUGGACACGGACUCUUUGCCAAUAAUUCCUGUGCAGAUAUAAAGAAAAUGGAGGCAUGGCAGGUCUUGAAACAGCUCAGACAUUUGAACUACACCAACAGUAUGGGAGAAAAGAUGCACUUUGAUGAGAAUGCAGACCUGGCAGCAAACUACACCAUUAUAAACUGGCACAGGUCUGCAGAGGAUGGCUCUGUGGUGUUUGAGGAGGUUGGAUACUACAACAUGCACAUCAAGAGAGGAGCCAAACUGUUCAUUGACAAGACAAAGAUUUUGUGGAAUGGAUACGGCUCUGAGGUUCCAUUUUCUAAUUGCAGUGAGGACUGUGAACCUGGUACAAGAAAGGGGAUCAUAGACAGUAUGCCCACGUGCUGCUUUGAAUGCACUGAGUGCUCAGAUGGAGAGUACAGUAAUCAUAAAGAUGCCAGUGUUUGUACCAAGUGUCCAAAUAACUCUUGGUCUAAUGGAAACCACACGUUCUGCUUCCUGAAGGAAAUUGAGUUUCUCUCCUGGACAGAACCUUUUGGGAUAGCUUUGGCCAUAUGUGCAGUAUUGGGUGUUGUCUUAACAGCCUUUGUGAUGGGAGUCUAUGUCAGAUUUCGAAACACGCCAAUAGUGAAGGCGACAAACCGAGAACUGUCAUAUGUCCUUCUGUUCUCCCUUAUCUGUUGCUUCUCCAGCUCCCUCGUCUUCAUUGGAGAGCCACAGGAUUGGACAUGCCGUUUACGCCAGCCUGCCUUUGGGAUCAGUUUUGUUCUCUGUAUCUCCUGCAUCCUGGUGAAAACUAACAGAGUACUUUUGGUAUUUGAAGCCAAGAUCCCCACAAGUCUCCAUCGCAAAUGGUGGGGAUUAAACCUGCAGUUUCUGUUGGUGUUUCUGUGCACGUUUGUCCAGGUCAUGAUAUGUGUGGUCUGGCUUUACAAUGCUCCUCCCUCCAGCUACAGGAAUCACGACAUUGACGAAAUCAUUUUUAUCACCUGCAAUGAGGGAUCAGUGAUGGCUCUUGGGUUUCUCAUUGGCUACACAUGCCUCCUUGCAGCUAUAUGUUUCUUCUUUGCAUUUAAAUCACGGAAACUCCCAGAGAAUUUUACAGAGGCCAAGUUCAUCACUUUCAGCAUGCUCAUAUUCUUUAUCGUUUGGAUCUCUUUUAUCCCUGCGUACUUUAGUACUUAUGGCAAGUUUGUUUCAGCUGUGGAAGUCAUUGCUAUACUGGCAUCCAGCUUUGGGAUGCUGGCCUGUAUCUUCUUCAACAAAGUCUACAUCAUCCUCUUCAAGCCCUCCAGGAACACCAUCGAGGAAGUGCGAUGCAGCACCGCAGCCCACGCUUUCAAAGUGGCAGCCAAAGCUACACUGAAACAUAACACAGCUGUGAGAAAAAAGUCCGGCAGUAUCGGCGGAUCAUCUGCCUCAACUCCAUCCUCAUCCAUCAGCCUCAAGACCAACGGCAAUGACUGCGACACGACUUCAGGAAAACAUAAGCCAAGGGUGAGCUUUGGCAGUGGAACAGUUACUCUGUCCCUGAGCUUUGAGGAGUCAAGGAGGAGCUCUCUUAUGUGA
Molecule: messenger RNA, 2823 nt
Organism: Plectropomus leopardus (leopard coralgrouper)
Lineage: Eukaryota; Metazoa; Chordata; Actinopteri; Perciformes; Serranidae
Gene: casr
Product: calcium-sensing receptor
Biological process (GO): regulation of calcium ion transport; detection of calcium ion; intracellular calcium ion homeostasis
Cellular component (GO): plasma membrane
Molecular function (GO): calcium ion binding; G protein-coupled receptor activity
Source: RefSeq, a predicted model, not a curated record